This is a messenger RNA of Guillardia theta CCMP2712, 756 nucleotides long. RefSeq lists its product as hypothetical. Bases 1 to 756 code for a protein of 251 amino acids. The transcript is spliced from 9 exons. Gene Ontology annotation, molecular function: protein binding. The record is from RefSeq and is a predicted model, not a curated record. Lineage: Eukaryota; Cryptophyceae; Pyrenomonadales; Geminigeraceae.
AUGGGAGGGAAUGGGUCCAAGGAGAGGGAGGACGAGGGGCCAGGAUGGAUGGGAUGUGGAUGCCUGGCACAGAAGUCAGCGCAGGGGAAGAAGGAGCUCGAAGGCGACUGCUACAGCGUGAUGAAGGUGCAAGAAAACAAUCAGAGAUUUCUCAGUGCCAUGGCUGAGGGUGGGAAAGCCGAUAUGAUCAUCGGGCUCUUCAGCACGACGAGGGAGUUCGACGUGAACGCUUCCGACCAUGAAGGGAAUACCGCUCUUCACAAAGCUGCGAAGAAUGGACAUCUGCUUGUAUGCCACAUCUUAACGCGGAACGGGGCUGACUGUGCGCUCCGCAACAAACUUGGAGAGACUGCUGAGGACUUGGCAUUGCAGCACGGGCAUCUCCCGUGUCAGAAGUUCCUGUCGAGCAGCAAUGCAAAGCCGCAAGAGAAGACGGACAUGUACAAGUUUCCUGAUUUCUUGAUGUCUCCUCGCGGAUCAAGAAAGAAGGUGUCUACCGACUACAUCACAGCGCUCUACCCCUACAAAGCUAGCCCCGACCUCCCCUUCGACCCCGACCCUCGACAAGAGCUGGACAUGGAAGAGGGGGAGAAGUUCGUCCUGCUCCACCUGCGACCGGAGGACGGGUGGUGCUUGGUGUACAAGCUGUCCAACGACGGGAGGCCCUUCAAGGAGGGGUGGGUACCCGGGAACUUCAUGAGCAGGGAUGGGAGCAAACCGUUGAUUCAGAGCGAAGACUUCGAGGUGAAGUUGUAG